AUGGCUGUCGCUUCACCAAGACCGCUUAUCGGUUAUGAUCAUCGACAACCUUCGCCGAGUAAAAAGAUGGUUCUACCAAAAAUCGAACAUCCGUCCAAGCGAAUGAUCGAUAGUUAUCGAACAGUAUUGGAUGUUCGUGGUAAAUCUGGUGAAGGAAAAUUGAUUCGAACCGAUCUUUCCUCGCCUCGUCAACAGGGACGAUCGUCCACAUUGAAAUCAGCAUCCCGAUGUUCGGAUUGUCUUACUGAUGUUCCGGAAAAUGUCAAUGCUAUUUACGGUGAAGACCGAAAUAAAGUUCGUUUACCUGUUUUCGGUCGUCGACCGGAAAGCACAACAUCUUCGAUAACUAGCGCAAGAAAAGCAGACACACCUCGAACAUCUCGUCUGAUUAUCGAUGA
This is a messenger RNA of Adineta ricciae, 398 nucleotides long. The record is from the annotation of a GenBank genome assembly. NCBI's taxonomy places the organism in Eukaryota, Metazoa, Rotifera, Eurotatoria, Adinetida, Adinetidae.